Trifolium pratense (red clover) is the source of this 1729-nucleotide messenger RNA. Its product is annotated as beta-glucosidase 46-like. The transcript is spliced from 11 exons. Gene Ontology annotation, molecular function: beta-glucosidase activity. Gene Ontology annotation, biological process: carbohydrate metabolic process. Lineage: Eukaryota; Viridiplantae; Streptophyta; Magnoliopsida; Fabales; Fabaceae. The record is from RefSeq and is a predicted model, not a curated record. Bases 41 to 1615 code for a protein of 524 amino acids.
AUGAAUGAAUAAAUAUUGAGUAGGUCCAAAAUAUUAAGAAAUGAAGAAGAUGGGAUUCUCAAUUAUCUCAUCAGUGUUGUUUGUAGAGAUAUUGGUUGUUCUGCUUCCUCAGCUAUCAAAUGCGGUGGUGGAUCAUCACUCUCCAUUCCCCACUAACUUUCUCUUUGGGACUGCUUCUUCUUCUUACCAGUAUGAAGGUGCUUAUAACAUUGAUGGCAAGGGCCAAAGUAACUGGGAUAACUUCACUCACGGAGGUGGAAGUAGAAUACUAGACGGAAGUAGUGGAGAUGUCGCCAUUGAUCAUUAUCAUCGAUACCAGGAGGAUAUAGAUCUCUUGGAAUCUUUGAAUGUAAAUAGCCACCGGCUUUCCAUAUCAUGGGCAAGAAUUCUACCAAAGGGUAGAUUUGGAGAGGUCAAUUGGGCUGGUAUAGACUUCUAUAACAAAUUAUUCGAUGCCCUUCUGCGCAAAGGUAUCCAACCCUUUGUUACUCUAAGUCACUAUGACAGUCCACAGGAAUUGGAGGAGAGAUAUGGAGGAUGGCUAAGUCCACAAUCACAGGAAGAUUUUGUUUAUUAUGCGGACCUAUGUUUUAAAACAUUUGGUGACCGAGUAAAGUACUGGAUCACAUUCAACGAGCCAAAUUAUCUUGUACCACUUGGUUACCGUUCGGGUAUAUAUCCCCCAUGUCGUUGCUCCGGCUCAAUGGCAGUGUUAAACUGCAAUGAAGGAGAUUCGGAAAAGGAGCCCUUUGUAGCAGCCCAUAACAUUAUCCUGUCACAUGCAGCUGCAGUUGAUAUCUAUAGAACCAAAUAUCAGGCUGAGCAGAGAGGAAAAAUUGGUAUAGUGCUUCAACAUGAAUGGUAUGAACCAAUGAGCAAUUCUACAGCUGACAAAUUGGCUACAGAAAGAGCAAGAUCAUUCACCUUCAAUUGGUUCUUGGACCCAGUUAUAUUUGGUAAAUACCCCAAAGAGAUGGAGAAUGUUCUUGGGAACCUCUUACCCAAAUUUUCUACCAAUGAGAAAAAUAAACUCAAGAAAGGAUUGGAUUUUAUUGGCAUCAACUACUACACAGCUUCCUAUGUCCAAGACUGUAUAUACACCAAGUGUGAUUCGAGAUUUGGGAUUUCGAGAACAGAAGGUUCAUACAUGAAAAGUGCAGAUAAAAAUGGUGUCUCAAUCGGAGAAUCUACUCCAUUUAGUUGGUUUAAUAUUUAUCCACAAGGCAUGGAAAAAACUGUUACAUAUGUGAAAGAUAGGUACAACAAUACUCCAAUGUUCAUUACUGAAAAUGGGUAUGCCGAACAAGACGAUCCAAAUGUCAGUUUGGAAAUUCAACUUGGUGAUUUCAAGAGAAUAAAAUACAUGGAAAAUCACAUAGAGGCCUUGUCAACAGCAAUAAGGAAAGGAGCAAAUGUUAGGGGAUACUUUGCUUGGUCCUUGCUUGAUAACUUUGAGUGGAUAUAUGGUUACACUGUAAGAUAUGGAAUCCACCAUGUGGAUUUUGCGACGCUGAAGAGAACUCCAAGGUUAUCGGCAAGGUGGUACAAGCGACUCAUUGCAAAUUAUAAACAAACUGAAUUCAGUGGUGUACCAAAACUGGUGCAAAGUACAUGACACUAAUGACAAAUUUAAGACCUUAAUGCAAAAGUUUCAUAAGCUAUGAUUGAUUAUCUCAUGUAAAAUGUUAUCUAUAUAUAAUCUCAUCUCUUACAAAAUAUUAAGAUUAAA